AACCGACGCCGUCAUGGCUGUCGUGAUUUGUUUUCUCGUGGUUUUUCCGCGAUGUUGAUAAGACGACAAGGUGCCCCUCGGUUAUCUCCUCAUUGGAAAUCUCACGUUUUCUUUUAGGCGCUUCGUAAUUUUCUUCGUUGCAAUGACCGCGGCGUCAUUGAAGGCGGCUAAAAGUGCAAUAAGAGCUGAAAUGAAGAAGCAGCUGAAGUCGAUGACAGUAGAAGACAGGCUCCGACAGUCUAAGAUCAUACUGGACAAGUUUGUAAACCAUUGCCGCUACAAGGCAAGUAACCGAAUAUCCAUUUUUGUGAACAUGGAGACAGAAGUUUCGACGGAGCCCAUCAUUCGUCAAAUCAUCAACGAUGGCAAAGAGUGCUUCAUCCCAAAAUACGACGAUCAGUCACGGCAAAUGGACAUGGUCAAACUUGCAUCGCUUGAAGAACUGGAGAAGCUACCAAUGACAAAGUGGCGUAUCAAGCAGCACACUGAUUUCGACCCGCGUGAAGAAGCACUGGUGACUGGUGGUAUUGACCUUCUCGUGGUACCUGCUGUAGCCUUCACACCACAGGGUGCCCGUCUGGGCCAUGGAAAAGGAUACUACGAUAUCUACUACAGUCGCUGCCUCAAAGCGCAAUCUCAAAGGCCUUACACUCUAGGUCUCUGCUUCUGCCAACAAAUUGUGCCAAGCAUACCAUUAGAUGACCAUGACAUGAUUGUUGAUGAGGUUCUUCAUGCCUGAUCGAUGCCAAGGCUCCACCAGCUUUGUGAUGUCGCAUUUAUUCUACUACUGCCACUGUCAUUGACAUGUAACGGGUAAUAAAACGGAUAUAUUUUAUUAAA
Messenger RNA from Dermacentor silvarum, 840 nucleotides. It is a transcript of the gene Mthfs, whose product is annotated as 5-formyltetrahydrofolate cyclo-ligase. Lineage: Eukaryota; Metazoa; Arthropoda; Arachnida; Ixodida; Ixodidae. Bases 143 to 739 code for a protein of 198 amino acids. The record is from RefSeq and is a predicted model, not a curated record. Gene Ontology annotation, biological process: folic acid-containing compound biosynthetic process; tetrahydrofolate interconversion. Gene Ontology annotation, cellular component: mitochondrion. Gene Ontology annotation, molecular function: 5-formyltetrahydrofolate cyclo-ligase activity. The transcript is spliced from 4 exons.